AUGUCACUGGUAAUCCAGCCUCUACUUAUGAGGGCAUUGAACCCCAACUUAUCCAGUAUUUUAAUAUCGGGGCGUGGGUUUAGUUUGAUUCAGCACAGACGGUUCGCGUUUAGAGCUGGAUCUGGAAACAAUAACUCCGAGCAAAACCAGGUUCACAUCAAUACGGCCCCAAUAGAGUUUACUGCGAAUCUUUUGGCAGGUAAAAACGAAACUGAAGCUGAAACUGAAGGCCUCAAAGGAACUGCUCUAAAAGCAUUGAGAUGCAAUGACACAACCUCAGAUUCAGAACCGCAGCAUAAUAUGGAGAACCUACCGUUCAAAGUUAAACUCGUGGAUAAAGGACAAAGGAAGCAGAUAAAGGAAUCCAAGGCCAGAGUAGAGCCUCGCCCCGAGGUCUCUUUGAAGAAAACAUAUAUCGAGCCUUAUCUACAGUUGUCGAAACCUAGACUUACAGUUUUAGUGAUGUUGAGCGCAAUAUGUUCGUACGCACUAUCACCAUAUCCAGCUACAGUCUUGCAACUAUUAUCAUUGACUGUGGGUACCACCUUGUGUUCAGCAUCUGCCAAUGCCAUAAAUAUGGGCCGUGAGCCUGAUUUCGAUCGUCAAAUGAUUAGAACGCAGGCCAGACCUGUUGUUAGAGGAAUAGUAUCACCAAAUCAAGCAUUCAAAUUUGCUACUGCGGCAGGUACCCUCGGUACAUCUAUUUUAUGGUUAGGUGUUAAUCCAACGGUGGCCUUCCUUGGUUUUUCCAACAUCGCUUUAUAUGCAUGGUUAUACACUUCAUUAAAAAGGAAACACAUAAUUAACACAUGGGUUGGAGCACUUGUCGGUGCAAUUCCUCCUCUAAUGGGGUGGGCUGCAUCUUCUCCAUUAUCCCAUCCUGGUGCAUGGUGUCUUGCUGGGUUGUUAUACGCAUGGCAAUUCCCACAUUUCAAUACGUUAAGUCACAACAUCAGGAAUGAGUACAAGAACGCGGGAUACGUCAUGACUGCAUGGAAGAAUCCAAAGCUUAAUGCUCGUGUAGCUCUGCGAUACUCACUUCUGAUGUUCCCAUUAUGUUUUGGUCUUUCAUACUUCAAUGUCACCGACUGGUAUUAUCAAUUGGAUUCAGCAUUUGUUAAUGCUUGGAUGUCACUAUGGGCAUUCAAGUUUUAUUUCCAGCAAAAGCGUAAUUACUCCAAGGAGAUAUACAAUAACAAGACAGAAUUCAACAAAGGGUUGGCAAUGGCCAACGUUUAUGCGAGGAGAACAUUCUGGGUCAGUGUACUACAUUUGCCGGCAGUAUUGAUUUUAGCAAUUUUGCAUAAAAAGGACCGUUGGGACUGGCUCUUUGAAGAUAAGAAACAACUCUCAGCAUAA
This is a messenger RNA of Kluyveromyces lactis, 1359 nucleotides long. RefSeq names its product protoheme IX farnesyltransferase (gene COX10). Gene Ontology annotation, biological process: heme biosynthetic process. Gene Ontology annotation, cellular component: mitochondrion; mitochondrial membrane. The transcript has a single exon. Lineage: Eukaryota; Fungi; Ascomycota; Saccharomycetes; Saccharomycetales; Saccharomycetaceae. The record is from RefSeq and is a predicted model, not a curated record. The coding region runs from base 1 to 1359 and encodes 452 amino acids. Gene Ontology annotation, molecular function: protoheme IX farnesyltransferase activity.